This is a messenger RNA of Racocetra fulgida, 448 nucleotides long. The record is from the annotation of a GenBank genome assembly. NCBI's taxonomy places the organism in Eukaryota, Fungi, Glomeromycota, Glomeromycetes, Diversisporales, Gigasporaceae.
GGUUGCUAUUUAAGUCACUAUGAAAUCUUCGAAUCAAUUAUCGAAAAUGGUUAUGAAAUUGCCUUAAUUUUUGAAGAUGACGUGGAUAUGGAACGUAAUUUUACCGAUAUUAUGACUGAAGCUCUUCAUAAUGUACCUGAUGAUUGGGAUUUGCUGUACCUUGGCCAUUGUGGUGAGCAGAAGGGCGAAUACAUCGAAACCAAUUUAACCGUUCAUGCACUACAUAAAUCGUUGUUUGCACAGUGUUUACACGGUUAUGCAGUUUCAGCUAAAGGAACCAAGAAGUUAAUAGAAAAGCUUAACAUUGAUAAACCAGAAAACCAUGUCGAUGUUGAUAUAUCCAAUCUUGUCGUUGCCGGAGAAAUAACUAGCUAUUCUAUUCAUCCGCAAAUUGUUGUGCAGUUUAAUGGUGUGAAUGACCUAUCAGACGUUACGCCUGGUUUAAGAG